AUGUUGUCGGAGGGCUUCAUCACAGCAAUUCGCGCCGAGCGCAAAUCGGCCAAUACAGCCAUUGCGAAGGAUGUGGGCAUAUACGUCCAUGAGCUCCAUCCAUCACACGUAGUCAAAUCCUCCUUCAAGAAGAGUUCCACUCCGGUAAACGCAUUGGCCUGUACCUCUACCCAUAUAUUCGCUGCCCAGGUUGGCAAGGCCGUGGUCCAUGUCUACUCCCGGGAACGGGGGAACCAAGAAGCAUUGAUCUCCUUUCCGGAACGGGUACAUAGCUUAGCACUCGUUGGAGAGAACGUCUUGGUGGUCGGGACGGGUGAAGGAAGGAUCAUACUCUGGGAGGUAUGCACCGGCCGCCUAAUAUCGACUCCUCCUGCACAUCUGCAGCUAGUAGCAUGCAUCGCAGCAACACCAUCCCAUAUAAUCACAGGCUCAGAAGACUCCAAUAUACAUGUGUGGUCCGUUCCCCGACUACUAUCGUUGGAGUCGACCGAGACACACGAGCCUCUUCGAAGUCUUUCAAACCACCGGGCUGCCAUCACGUCCCUUGCCGUAGGCACAAGCACAAGCCCUACAAACAUAUGUGUUUCGGCGAGCAAGGAUAAUACCAUCAUUGUCUGGAACUACCAUUCGGGAGAUCUCCUUCGGACAUUUUUGCUUCCGUCAACGCCACUCUGUCUGGCGCUUGAUCCCUGCCACCGGGCAGUAUACGCUGGGUUCGAGGAUGGGUCGUUGCAGCUCAUCGAAUUCAUACAGCCCCAAUCUAUCGUGAACCCCCUUUAUGAUACGAGUUUACAGACGACGCCGGUACAAAUCACACUUCCUCCUUGGAUAGCGCCAUUUGAAGCUAGUGCAACUCUCUGUCUUGGUCUUAGCUAUGACGGAACAUCUCUGUACUCUGGGCACACGUCUGGCAAGAUUGCCCAGUGGGACACAGGCCGACGUGCAUUUGCAUCUGAGCUCUUGGACUUAAAUGCUCCUGUGACUAAUCUCCUAAUGUUAUCGCCAUUUGCUCCUAAGCUGAUGAGCCGGGCCAUUACCGUUGUAAAGCCCAAGCUCGGUGAGACCCAAUAUACUUUCACUGCGCAAUUAUGCGGCCGCAUGUCGACCGAUGAGUUUGAUCGGACGAUGCAAAGCCAAGGGUUUCCAGAGGACAAGCUCAGUGAUGCGAUAUCCAGAUUUUAUCAGCCUGUCGCUGCAGCUGCAGCUGCGUCUUCAAGUGGAGAUGAAGAUCUGCGGAAGCAGAAUGAAGAACUUUGGAAAGUUGUGCAUGAGCAGCAAGCACUGCAGAAGAAAACGUUAGAAAAAUACGCAGGGCUGAAAUCCGGCUGA
Venustampulla echinocandica is the source of this 1329-nucleotide messenger RNA. RefSeq names its product WD repeat protein-like protein. Lineage: Eukaryota; Fungi; Ascomycota; Leotiomycetes; Helotiales; Pleuroascaceae. Gene Ontology annotation, molecular function: protein binding. The record is from RefSeq and is a predicted model, not a curated record. Bases 1 to 1329 code for a protein of 442 amino acids. Gene Ontology annotation, cellular component: nuclear pre-replicative complex. Gene Ontology annotation, biological process: DNA-templated DNA replication; rRNA processing. The transcript has 2 exons.